Cheilinus undulatus (humphead wrasse) is the source of this 9594-nucleotide messenger RNA. It is a transcript of the gene dpy19l3, whose product is annotated as dpy-19 like C-mannosyltransferase 3. Gene Ontology annotation, molecular function: mannosyltransferase activity. The record is from RefSeq and is a predicted model, not a curated record. Gene Ontology annotation, cellular component: nuclear inner membrane. The transcript has 17 exons. NCBI's taxonomy places the organism in Eukaryota, Metazoa, Chordata, Actinopteri, Labriformes, Labridae. Bases 506 to 2770 code for a protein of 754 amino acids.
UUCUUGUAGCACCACAUCAGAGAGAUGGGACUUACUCUGAGACUUUUAUAGAGAAAUUUGGUUGAAGAGAGAAACGGAGAGAGGAGGAUCGGUGCCUUCACAGCUUUCAUGGUAAUGAGCACUGCGUGAACUUGUUAACCGGGCCUUUUCUCUUUGACCUUAAUUUAAACCGAGGAUUAGCCAUCUCAUCAGAGUUUUUGGUGAAAAGCCAAGGCUUGUUUUGCCUCGAGCUAACUCAAAAGAAGGAUUGGGAAGGAAAUCAGCUACUCAAUCCCUCUGAGAAAGCUUUUUGCAUAUUUCUUUUGGCAAGGAACUUGAAGCGAUUAAAAAGCUAAUUUAUUUGGACCGACUUCAAGAAAAGAAGACGCACCAAAUUUACAUUUUUUUGCUGUAAUGGAUUUGGAUGAGUUCUAUAGCUCAUGUUGAGGAGCAUGCUUUUUAUCUACCUGGAUUCAGCUCUUCAAAGGAUCUUACAAUUUAUUGGUAAUUUCUGCCAUCUCUAACGAUGGAGCUCCGUCAGAGAGUCAAGCUGAGUGAGCCUGGACAGAACAUGAGCCUUUUUCAAGGCGAGACAUGCAGCAGCAAGAUGUGGGACAAAAAAAAGUCAAACGCCUCACACCAGGUGGGAAAAGCGUGGGUUUAUUUGCUCAGAGGAUCCGGUACUUGUUCCGGUUCAAGCAUUCUACCCUGGCGACAGUGUGUUUCCGUGGUAACAGGGAUGUUAUUGGCUGGGGCUCUGGCUCUGUCUCAGGCCUGGUGUGUCAACGCCAUACACGAGAAUCUGCUCUGGUUCUCUCAGCUCACGGAAGUAGAGCGGGAGAUCUCCUUCAGGACAGAAUGUGGACUGUACUACUCCUACUACAAGCAAAUGUUGCAGGCCCCAUCAAUACAGGAGGGCCUCUCGGAUUUGAUCCAUGACAACUUGACAGAAUCCAAGAGGACCAUUAAUCUCCUGCAGCGAAUGAAUAUCUACCAGGAAGUCUUUCUCAGUGUUCUCUACAGAUCGCUGCCCAUACAGUCGUAUCUGGAGCCUGUAUAUUUCUACAUUUAUACAGUGUUCUCGCUUCAGGCCGUGUAUGUGAUCGCUCUGUACCUCACAGCAUGGCUCCUGUCGGGCUCCUGGCUGGCGGGCACGCUCACCGGUGUCUGGUACAUCCUCAACAGGGUCGACACCACUCGUGUAGAAUUCACCAUCUCCCUCAGAGAGAACUGGUCUCUGCCCUUCCUCGCUCUGCAGGUCACCACGAUCACCUGCUACCUCCGGCCUCAGCUCAGCGCCUUUCAGCAGAAGGUGAUGGUGUGGCUGAUGUAUGUGACGACGUUCUGUUUCUGUCUGACGUGGCAGUUCAACCAGUUCAUCCUCCUCGUUCAGGCUCUCAUCAUUUACAGCCUGGACUGUGCAGACUUCCUAACCACUACACAGGUAACCACUUUAUACCUGGUCCAGGUGAGCGGUCUGCUGAGCGUUUGGCUCCUACAGUUCUGUAACUCCAUGAUACUGGGAUCACUGGUGCUGAGCUUCAUCGUAGCAGCACUCUUCGUCAGACACUGUCAGUCUGGUCUGAAGACAGGAGGUCUGCUGCUCCGACUGGGCAAACUGCUGCUCCACAGCAUCAUGGUCCUCCUUCUCACCUGUACCAUCAACUACCUGGCCAAGAAAGCGCUUCAGCUCAGAUCAGACGAGCACAUCUUUAAGUUCAUCCAGUCAAAGUUCGGCUUGGGAUCCACGAGAGAUUUUGAUGCCAGUCUGUAUCUUUGUGAGGAGGCCUUCGGUCUGCUGCCUCUCGACACCCUGGAGCGUCUGGCUGGCACUCUGCUGCUGUACCCGUACAUUUUCACUCUGUUGCUGCUCAGCGGCAUGUUGGUGGUGUCUGCACUGCAGAACCUGAGCAGACCUAAAGGAGGUUCAGCUGAGGAGAGGAAAGGAGGCGGAGAGGGCCGAGUGGUGGCUUUUCGUCCAGAUGUGGCCUAUAAUCUGUUGCACUCGCUGUUCUAUGGCCUGCUAGCUUUCAGCACAAUGAGGAUGAAAUAUAUAUGGACGGGUCAUAUGUGUGCAGUGGCAGCCUACGGUGUGUGUGGGAUGGAGCUGUGGACUCUUCUGCUCAACGCUCUCCGCUGCAACAGUAAAACUCUGUUGAGGCUUGUCAGAUACGCCGUCCCAGUGGCCAUGAUCGCUUGCCUGUAUUACAAGUUCUGGCCCAAGCUAAUGGAGGAGCUCUCAGAACUGAGGGAGUUUUAUGAUCCAGACACCGUGGAGCUCAUGACCUGGAUUAGCACAAAGACCCCUAAGCGGGCUGUAUUCGCAGGCAGCAUGCAGCUUCUGGCUGGCAUCAAGCUGUGCACAGGCAGAGUUCUCACCAACCACCCCCAUUAUGAAGAUAAAGACCUGCGGGAGAGAACCAAACAGGUGUAUCAGAUGUACGCUCGGCGCUCCCCAGAGGAAGUCUACGACAUCCUGAGAGCCAUCGGGGCCGACUACGUGGUUCUGGAAAACAGCAUCUGUUAUGAGCGGCGACACAGGCGAGGCUGCAGACUGAGAGACCUGCUCGACCUGGCCAACGGACAUAUUAUGGACGGACCGGGAGAGAACGACCCGGACCUCGUCCCCGCCGCCCACCCUCGAUUCUGCGAAGCAAUCAAGACCGAUGAUUCAGCCUACUCCGCCCUGUUCACCAGAACUUUUCAAAAUAAAACCUUCCAUGUGUACAGACUCAAGAAGAAACGCAAGAAAAGCUCCAAGACAUCGUCGGAGACCAGUGGGACUCAGUAGCAGGAGCAAAGCUUCAAGAUAAAAACUCCACCGGAGGCCAGAGGGGAGAGAGACGGAGGAGAAGAAAAGAGUCCUCACUGUUCCUCUGUCUCCUCUCUGCACCGCGCCCAGCUGUGAUCACGACCAUUAUUAUUUUAACACACGGCUCUGUGAACUGUGCUGUGAGAGCAGCAGGCCGCUUUAAGCUCUCGGCAGCUACAUUUUAGAGAGGGGAGUGUGGAAGCACCUUAAGGAGACCUGCUCUAGGCUGAUCUGUCAACGCCCACACAACCCUUCACCCAGCUCUCUUCCUCCCAGCUCACACUGGCACAGAUGGACAAACACAGAAACAACGAGACAUCUGUGCAGAGUCCAAAACAACACGAGACCAACAAUUACUUAGUUUCAUUUGAACCCAUCAGUCUGUCUUCUUUACAGAGUCUUUUAAUGAACAAACACUUUUAAGUUUCUGUUUCCAUCUGGGGUUUUUGAAAGCCUUCAUCAAAUUUAGAUCAAACAGCCAAACAAUAUCUUUGUUUUUCUGCAUCAAGCAUAUUUAAGAUACAAGAGGAACAAUUGGAAACCUCUCUGGGUCCAAAAGACCUUGAGCAAACAUUAUUAAUUUAUUUUGUUGCAUGCUACAGCAUCUUCACAGCACUUAUUCAGUUUUUUUCAAUUGACAUUAAAAAGCUUUCAGAAACCUAUACAUUCAACACUAAAAUGAAAUAUUUUUUGGAGUAAAAUACAUUCAAGCAACAAUAGCAAACUUUUAAAACCAAGUAUUGCUUUGAAAUUUGUUCUAAUUAAAUUAAAGAGCCAUAACUCAACCAGAAAGUCCCUAUUCAUAGCUUUCACAAGACACCACACACUCCGUUGAACUUCCACCUGGAGGACAGGGACAGCCUUCUACUGCUGUACAACUUAGAGAAGUCAAUGGUCUCAUUUGCCACCUACAUGUUUUAGCCAGAUUAGUUUUUUAGUUUUGUAAAGCAUGCACUGAUCAGUGGGGUUAUAAUUCUACAAACACCACCAGAGACCAGCAGAUUAAGGCUGUUAGAUGCUGUUCCUUUAGAGAAUAAAAAAAAGUCGAACUGAACAGAACUAAAAUAUGAGCACCAGAACACUGACUGACAGCUGGCCCUGAUCCUCAUAACUUUAAGUAAAGAGAAGUAGGUGAUACUAACUGUACUUACAGAAGAGGAAUUUCUUGCCUUUCACUUCCCAAACAGUAGGUUUGAUCCUGGUAGUGGUGUAAGGAGAAAGGAUGGUCCUCUCUAGUGGAUAAACCAGUGUAUAAACAUAGCUGAAGCUAAUUGGCUAUGAAUUUUGAUUUUUACCAAUUUAAACUAUUCUAAUGUGCUGAGAGAGGCCCAAAAAGACUAAAAACUGGUAGUUUAAGGAUGCAGAUGGCCCAGUGGUUAGGUUGCAACCCAUUUCAAGACAGUCUGGCUGCAGACUGUACAUCUCUGACGACCAGUCUCUCAGAGCAUUCAUUUGAAACGCUGUCUCAGUCAGAACAGAAGUUCUGUAAUUUGCCUGUAUAACGUAUUUUCAGGUUAUGAAAUAACCAUGCCUUUAGCUUAGUUAGCUUUAGCAUAAGCAAUGCUAGCAAAUAAUAAUGUAACUUACUACAUAAGCCAAUGGAGUUACAUUAGUUUUAGUUAAAUAGCUACACUAGCUGUGUGGCUAUGUUAUUUACGUAGCUUACACAGCUAAUGGAGCUACUUAAGCUACAUUUGCUACAUCAGAAUCUUUGCAUGGAGGAUAAGCUUUUUCGCUUGUAAGUAGACUGUUUACCCUGGCUGUAGUUUUGUAGUCAAGUUUUGCGAUCAGGUCUUUUAACUUUUGGUAUGCUAACCCUAACCUUAACCAUAAAUGGAAGUUUAUUCCGAUUUAAUUUCAAAAGUUAGAGCAUGUAUUUCCAUUGUGAUACAGACCGUGUCUCAGAUGAACAGUCUGCAAGAGCGCUGUGGCCAGAUCCCCCUCCCCCAAUUAAAGAAGCUAGUUUUCCAGGCAGACAGACCAAGCUUGAAUCCCAGCUUUGGAUCCUUUGUGGCUGGCAUUUCUACUGCUAUUCUUGCUCUGUGAUUUCCUGUGCAAUCCAUUAUCCUGUCUCUGCUAAAUAAAGAGGAAAAAGCCCCAAAAAAUCAGUCUUAAAAAAUAAAAUAAGAUGAAAAUGAGGCGGCACUAUGUGACCCCACUCUUCUAAACUCUUUGUGCCCUCCAGGCUUACACAGCAGUCGUGUAACUGAAAGCUCUGAAUAGUGCUUAAAGGAGCAUAUUUUUAAACAUACACUAAACAGCACACAUGGGAUCUGAUUUUUCCAUGAAAAUGCUGGGAAACUUUAGGAAAAGUUGAACACAACAAAGCUGUGGAUCUUCAUGACUGAACCUGAUAUAAAGUGAGCUAAAUUUUAAAGACCUUACUGUUUUAAUCAAAUAGUUCUCAUUUGGGCUUCUGCAAAAAGAUCCAAGAAUAUCAGACAAAGAAGUAGGUACAAAUUAGGAAUAAAAUAAGGCUGUAUAAACAUUUGAUGUUCAAAUCUUAACUGAUUUAAUAAACAUGGGAGACAACAGAUAUUAGGACCGUUAGAACCAAUUAUUAUCAUUACCCUCCAAACGCACACACUAGAUAAUUCAGCCAGACGCCAAGACCAGAUACCUUCUGUUUGUGGUUACCAUUUCACAAAAUUUUACAUUCAUUUCACUGAUUUUCCAAGGUCCAUUUCUGAUGAAACUUAAAAAAAAUCAAAAUAUUACCAAACCGUAUCCUCCAAGGUCUGUUGGUUUUGGUUUAAAGCCCCAGAAAACCUGAAAGGUGCGCCUUCAGUCUGGUGAGGUUUAAAUUCCUUCUUUUACUGUGAAAAAUAUUCCAUUCAAAUGUCUCCUGAUUUAUUUAUUCAGAUUUUUAACAAGCACAUUCCCUGAAAAUGUUUGACUGUGUGGUUUGUCCUGUGUGUAUUUUUACUCUGCUGCUAGAUUUCAGCUUGGUGCAUUUCUACUAUGUUUUACCAGCUCAACUGUGCUACACCAGAUUCUUUAUUUCUAAUUAAUGUAUAGUAUAGUAGAUGAGAUGGUCAUAGUGUGGCUUCACAAAAACUGCCAAGAAACCAAAUUACUCUGCGGCUUUGAUGAAUUUUGUUCAAUUGAAGGUUGCAGGAGCAAAAUUAAAUACUUUUGAUAAAAGCAGGGAAACAUUACUUCCUGCUCUCCAGUGUGACUAUACCCUCACUGGGGUAAAAAUGUCCUGAGACUUAUUGACUUUAGAUUAGAAAACAUGGUAGCAAUGCAGUUAACCUUACUGUAUAGCAGUGAUCAUCAGCUGGCAGCCAUAGCAGACCCCCCAAAGCCCCUCAUCCUGCCCCACAAGAUGAUUAAAUUCAGAAAAUGAGAAGAAGGGAAAAAAAGCUGUUGUGGUUUUUAGUGUAUCUUUUGUCUUUAAAUCCCUACAGCUAUCAAAUCAACCCCAAAAUGAUCAAGAUUUCAACCUUUUUGUCAGGAAUGACUUAAUUUUUGGUCUAUUUUUUUAAACAUGUACUUAUCAGUCCACUUCUGAUUAAAUCUGCAGUUUGUUGUGUCAACUUUUCAUUUCAGGCUUUCGGAGAGUGUAGUGUAGUAAUGUUCUUGGCUGGCUUUUAAUUAGCUCGAACAGACAUCUGCUUUGAAAAAUCUUUUCUGAAAAAGCAGGGUUUAUGUGAAGUAGAAACCUACCAUCAGUAAGUUUCUAGUAUAGACUUUAUAUAAAAGGCAGAAUGUUACACCUCUAAAUGACUUUACCAUUCAGAGACCACUCCCAUCCUCUCCUGCACCUGUACUGCCUUGGCUCCAAGAGCUCCGGCUUUAGUAACACCGAUGCUAGAGAAAACAGCCCAAACAGAUAGUGUUCAGGACCACCACGGUCCACCACCACACUAUAGCCUGCUUCAGGGGACUCUGGAGGGGAAAAAUCCUCCAUCUUAAAAGAUCACUCUGAGGAAGAUACCCCCUUAUUGAUGAAGACAUAUAAAAAAAGGAGCUGUGUCUUUGGCUGAAAGUAGUUAAGAGUGAAGUGGUCAGAUGUGGAACUGCAUUUGUGUUCCAACUGACUUUAAGCCAACGAUCACUCUGUGACAGCAGGAGCUGUAGUCUGACUGCUGUCUUCACACAUUACUGAUAUAUAAACAACAUUUUAAAAGUUGAAAUCCAGCUCUUUGAUGCGGUUGAAAUAUGUGAUGUCAGUUUAAUCGUCCAUGUUGACAGAAGACACCCGUAUACACCUUUAGCCCACUUGACUUUCAUGUGGAGUUUUUUGGAAACUCCACAUGGGCUUUUGUGUCUUUUGCACUGAGGAGAGGCUUCAGUCCAGUCACUCUGCCAUAAGCCUAGAAAGGCAGAUGGUUGUCCUGGAACUUCAUCCUAGAUCACCAGAGCUCAGUCAGACUGACCAUCAGGUUCUUGGUGGCCCCUGUUACUAAGGCUCUUCUUUCCCCUGAUUGCUCAGUUUGGCUGGACAACCAGCUCUUGGAUGAGUCUUGAAGAGUCAUUUAAUCAAAAAGGAGUAAAACUAGUAAAAACAAAACAAAAAAAUCAUAUUUAAACAGGUACCUUGUAAUACCCUUAGGGGAAAGUAAAAACAUGAGUAGAGUCAAGGCCAGUUGAGCAAGAGCCUCUUGGUGGAAAUGUACCAUUUGAUUGAAAAGUCCACACUGAAUAACUCUGACCACUAGCUUGACUUGAGUUUGGCUUUGCAGUGAUAGAUUUGAUCAAUAAUCCUAAAACAUAGACAGAAACAUUGUUGUCAGUUUUGAUUUCUGCUCAGGUAAACGCCAUGUUGUACCCGCUGUGAAAAUGUGUCAUUUUUAGCGGUAUAACUGAGGUCAAGGCUGGUACUAAGUGAUAUUUUUGACAGUGUUGUUUUGUUUUGAUUGCUGUCGGCUCUGUGAUUCUCAUCAGCAGCAGCCUCAACCUUUCCACUCUCUCUUCUCCCUCUCUCACACAGAGAGCUACAAACACACAUGAAUAAUGUAAGUGGCGAGGAAAUUGCAGCAGGCUGACAACGAUGCUGAUUCCCCGCCGCAAUCCAAAAUAGUUUGUAAGAGAGAGAGGGAGGGAGGGAGGAGGGCAACACUUGCAUAUCAAACUGAGGCUUUGUGGUUAGAGAAGAAAGUGAGGAGGAGCGGUAGGGCGGGGAGGACAGAAAAGGCUCAUGUUUAAACAGCAGCAGAGGAGGGAUGAGAGCGCAUCAAAACACGGAUUCACAAUGAUCUGAGCCACUUUCUCGCGUUCUUUUUCUUCCUUCGAAGAAAGGGAAAGAAGAAGGAGGAGAGGAGGUGAUUGAAAGGCUGGAGCUGUGUCGGUAAUUAUGAGGCGUCCAGUCGCAGCUGCUGGCUACAAAGAGCUGUUCUGUUGGGUACAACGCUCACACGUACGCACACACUUCCCCCUCGCUCCUUCAUCUCAGUCUGCCUAUAUUUGUACUCUUGUUAAUAAGGACCUCUGUCUUUGAUAAUCCGCACACUCGCAGAUGCAUGAACACUCCUGCAGCGGUUGUUGUGGGGCUUUAGAUAACGUGUUGUUCGUUAACCGCGGCCUCAUUGUAAUGCAUACCAAUCAGAUCAGUGUGCCACAGCAACAGCUCUCCCCUCCUACCCUUAUAUUGGAUGUUUAAUUUAGACGAUGUCUGAUUGCUUUAUCCCAGAGCGAAGUGAUUCCAUUAUGUUUGCCUAAUCAGACUAUACUAAUGUCAUUUUUGCAGCGUUCUUAAUUUCCAUACAUAUUGGGAUUAGUAGUUCAUAACAAGUCAUACAACCUGCAUAUAUUUUCUCCUUAAUGAAAGAGGGAUGACGAAACAGUGUGUAUGUGCAGCUAAACACGUAUUUUGAGAGUUUUUAAACUGGACGUUGAACAUUUUAAAAAAUAAAUGAUGCUACUUUAUUCAUAUUCACGUGAAAAUUGAUUACUUUAUACUUCUAGAGAGAGGGACUGCAAGGUCAAAUCACAUCAGGGUCUGAAUUCUGCGCAAUAUAACAGCCCUUUUCAAUCCUAAAAAUUAGAUUUUUCAGAUUUGUAUCUUUCCUAGCACAUUAAAUGGCCUGAAAAUGUGGACUCCCUCUCUACUGAGGAAACCAUCUCAAAUCAAGGUCCAUUAAGAGAUUCUAAAACCCUCUAGGACAGUGGUUCACAACCUUCUUUUUCCUUUGGAGUAUGGCGGACUUGAUUCAAAAGCAAUUUUCACACAUUUACUCUUGGAGAUUUUCAGAAAAUAUCCAGCAAAGCGGCCCUGAAAUCUUCCUGAGUUAGUUGCUCACAUAUGCAUCUCACAUUAGGUGACCAUGGCUAGAGUUAUACUUACUCUGUUAAUGUGCUUUCAUGUAUGCAUCCAUACAUCCAUAUGCAUCUGCGUCAUGGAUGGCCUUGCAAAUAUACUUGCCCAUACAAGACAAACUAACUGGAAGACAAAACUAUAGGAUACAUGCAAGAGCUAAGACCAUGUGUAAGGUUUAGCUAUAAACAAGGAGAUUGUUGAGUGUUAUCGAUUAUGCGUCAGGCCCAGUCUGCACACCUCUGCUUUUGCAUGAGCAAUUAUACUGUACCAAUGGAAGACCACCUCUGCCAUCCAUGCCAGGACCAGGGAAGUGAACCAUGCUUGAGUGCAGGAAAGAAAUCUCACAUUGGUCAAACAAGCUUGAUUUUGAUUUUGUCCUAGUGUGGCUUACCUGAUGAGCUCAAGCUGUCACGCAAAGUUUCACACAUCCAUCUGGAACACCUCCCAUAGACAGUGUUUGGGAAAGGGAAUAGCAUUUAAAAAAAAAAAAAUCGGAAGGUGAUUCGAUGAACGUUCUGUCUGUCACAUCUUUACGGGCCAA